AUGACUCCCCAAGAAAGAAAGGCUCUGUUUGUUACACACACUAAAGAACUCAAUUCGCUUAAUGUUUCUAUUCGGGCGCUUCAAUUUUGGGCCGAGCAUGCUCACGAGAAGUCUAACGGCAUCUUCUUGGCAUCUAAAACUUUCCUAUCGGUUCCAAGUCCACCAAUGUCGUGUGGUGAAUUACAAGAUAUAGCCUUUUGGAAUGCAAAUUGCCAGAUGCGAACAAUUGAUACGGGUCGAUAUAUGUCAUUUCGAUUUCCAGAUACAAUUUACGUUACUAUAAUCCCACAGUUGGAUGACUCGUCAAAUGUAUUGUCAAAAGUAAUGCAACAUACAGUAACGAUGACAACUAUUUUGAGUAAUCGUUACGAAAAGGAAAGCAUAUUUUCGAUCAUUGCAGUUAAUUUGCCCAUGAAAUUGAUGAGAGUGGUAAUUGAUCGAGCUACUUUGAAGUAUCAGGUCAUGUUACCAGACGCUUAUCCUUGUAAACCAGAUAAAGAAGUGCAUAUAAUUCCCGAGGCUGACCUGACUGACCUGAAGAGAGAACGAAGGAAGAUCAUUAAAGAGUUGAGCGACGAUGACGUUGAGCGAGAGAAGAUAAAAUGGAUGUAUCGCGAUUUUCGCGACAGAUUGCACGAAAUCCGAAGUGGGUUUGAUCUACCGUUUGUCAUCUGCUUCUCAAUUGUGGAUGCACAGUCAACAAUCAUCUGGUUUCGGCAACGAGAACAACCUGAAUUGCUACAAUAUCUUCCUGGAUUGUCUACGGGUAAAUUAGAGAAUGCACGGACGGUCUUUUGGCCGCGUUUUGAUCAUCCACCGGCUGUUAGGCUUCCAUUAAUAUAUUGCAAUAGUAACGGUUGUCACAAAAACCGAGGAGAAUGUGACGAUAUUGAUGUUAUGAUUACUUUUGUUGAUUAUCAAUAUCGAGGACAGUCCGAACAUGAAAAAGAAACUGCGGAUCUAAUGAUAUGCUCGCGAUGUAAGAAAGCACAAUACUGCAGUGCUGAAUGUCAGAGAGCCGAUUACAAAAGACAUAAGAUUGUUUGUAUUCGGUCUAACUAG
Paraglomus occultum is the source of this 1062-nucleotide messenger RNA. Lineage: Eukaryota; Fungi; Glomeromycota; Glomeromycetes; Paraglomerales; Paraglomeraceae. The record is from the annotation of a GenBank genome assembly.